Funneliformis mosseae is the source of this 252-nucleotide messenger RNA. The record is from the annotation of a GenBank genome assembly. NCBI's taxonomy places the organism in Eukaryota, Fungi, Glomeromycota, Glomeromycetes, Glomerales, Glomeraceae.
GUUCUGAUUGUGGUUGGGAUCUUAUGUGGGACUGUCAUGGUAAAGGCAGCGAAGCUAUCAAGCUGGGCCCUUGUACGUUUGGUUGUUGUGGAAAGACUGGUUAUAAUAGUAUCUGCUAAAAAUCCCAGCGUGAGUUCCACAAGUUUAUCGAGCCCUAGCAAUACUCCCAAGCCAACUGGACUAUCAGACCAAAUUAUAGCGGCAAUUAUAUCUUCAGUUGUUGGAGAGUUCCAUAAGUUUAUAAUGAAUUGA